UUGAAAUCCUAAUUAUGAGGAGCAAUUAGCUAGAACCCUCCACAGCUGUGCUUCACCCAUGGCCACUCGGCUUGCGAGAAAGCUGCUUGCAUCGUCGUCGUUGGUUUCUUCGUCGUCUUUGAUUACUAGAUCAACGGUAGAGAUCUCAUCUCCGUUGGUUAGCCAUGGCGGGUCCAGACUCAGGUGGUCCUCUUCUUCCUCUUCGUCCUCAGCACCAACAGCUUCUAAUUCUUCAUCGUCGAAGCGCGAGAAAAAGAUAACCGACCGUUUAUCAGCCGUGAUAGACGCCGUCAACGAUCGUAAACUUCCUCCCGAGCUACGUGGCCAACGCAACGCCGUCAGGUCAGAAACCGACAUUAUCAAUGUAGUCGAGCAAAGAAUAUGGCAUUCAAUGGAAGAGGGUCAGUUUGAGAAUUUACCAGGAAAAGGCAAACCUCUUAACCUUGACACAAAUCCUCAUGCAGAUCCAGCAGAAGACACCCUCUAUAGGAUUCUCUCAAAGAAUGGAUGUGCACCCGAGUGGGUUGAACUUAACAAAGAGAUCAGGAGUAAAGUAUCCGAAUGGCGAGUUGCCUUAAAGAUAGCAUGGACAAGCAAAUGCAAUGGAGAUCAUGUCGAAUGGAUCGAGCGUUGUGAAGCACUAAAGAUGCAACUGCGUGACAUUAAUGAUAAGGUUUUCCGGUAUAAUCUGAUUGUUCCUUUUGGCCGGCAGAUGUUUGGACUGAAAUGGGAAAAAGAAGUAGCUCGCCUAGAAGAAUAAUUGGAGUCUCCAUAUCUCCUAGUCUUAUGUUUUCUCUUACAAUCUUUUUGCUAGUCAUAGAUAUAUGCAUAUUUGUUGGUUUGAUACAAAAGUAGUAAGGCAUAUCAUAACUGCCAAAUUUGGGUUCUGAUUAUCUCAAUAAAUAUUAUAGAAAUGUAGUAAUACAAAUGUAAAUAUAUGCACAUCUUCCCAUCUCGCUAAACUGCCAAAUUCAUUUUGUCA
Durio zibethinus is the source of this 982-nucleotide messenger RNA. RefSeq lists its product as uncharacterized. NCBI's taxonomy places the organism in Eukaryota, Viridiplantae, Streptophyta, Magnoliopsida, Malvales, Malvaceae. The record is from RefSeq and is a predicted model, not a curated record.